AUGGCCCCAGGAAACAAGCCAGGAAGGGACUGUGGAUCCAGAAGCAGGAAAACAAAUAAUCUGACUUUAAAAUGGGGAAAGCCCUUUUGCGGGUGGCGGCGAGCUCGGAGAGGACGCCCUGAAGGCAUAGGGCACUUAAGAGAGUACAAGGUGGUGGGUCGCUACCUGCCCACCCCCAAAUGCCACACACCGCCCCUCUACCGCAUGCGAAUGUUUGCGCCUAAUCAUGUUGUCGCCAAGUCCAGCUUCUGGUACUUCUUAUCUCAGUUAAAGAAGAUGAAGAAGUUUUCAGGGGAGAUUGCCUACUCUGGGCAGGUGUUUGAGAAGUACCCUCUACGGGUGAAGAACUUCCGCAUCUGGCUGUGCUGUGACUCCCUGAGUGGCACCCACAACCUGUAUCGGGAAUACCAGGACCUGACCACGGCGGGGGCUGUCACCCAGUGCUACCGAGUCAUGGGCUCUUGGCACUGCGCCCAGGCCCACUCCAUCCAGAUCAUGAAGGUGGAGGAGAUCGCAGCCGGCAAGUGCCGCCGGCCGUCAGUCAAGCAGUUCCACGACUCUAAGGUCAAGUUCCCGCUGCCCCACCGGGUCCUGCGCGGUCAGCACAAGCCACGCUUCACCACCACGAGGCCCAACACCUUCUUCUAGAUGCAGGGCCCUCGCCCAGGUGUGCCCCAAAUAAA
Pongo pygmaeus (Bornean orangutan) is the source of this 683-nucleotide messenger RNA. Its product is annotated as large ribosomal subunit protein eL20-like. NCBI's taxonomy places the organism in Eukaryota, Metazoa, Chordata, Mammalia, Primates, Hominidae. Gene Ontology annotation, molecular function: structural constituent of ribosome. The record is from RefSeq and is a predicted model, not a curated record. Gene Ontology annotation, cellular component: ribosome. Bases 1 to 648 code for a protein of 215 amino acids. The transcript is spliced from 2 exons. Gene Ontology annotation, biological process: translation.